Messenger RNA from Eremothecium cymbalariae DBVPG#7215, 786 nucleotides. It is a transcript of the gene PBA1, whose product is annotated as Pba1p. The transcript is spliced from 2 exons. The record is from RefSeq and is a predicted model, not a curated record. Gene Ontology annotation, biological process: proteasome assembly. NCBI's taxonomy places the organism in Eukaryota, Fungi, Ascomycota, Saccharomycetes, Saccharomycetales, Saccharomycetaceae. The coding region runs from base 1 to 786 and encodes 261 amino acids.
AUGAUUUUUAAACAAUGGGAAUUUGACCGUAUUCCAAGGCAUCAAGUGCAGUCGAUCAACUCUGCCGAUCCAACGUCCUUGUUACUGAGUCCUGAACCAGUUAUAACAUUAGAUAACGAUAUUAAUAAAGGUUACGAGAAAGCCAUUGCUCUACCAUCGUCAUUAACAUGGUUGCUACCUGCUGACUUAAUACAUUUUAAACAAAUAAGCUGUCUUACAGCCGUUUUAAAACAGUCAUCUAAUCCAGAUCCAGUUGAGAUCGAAGAUGUUAAUACUAGUGGGUUCUAUGAGGUCGACGUGAAGCCUUCUACAAAGGAAGUACGCGCUAGUUAUCCAAUCUAUGAACUUGAUGAUCACACACUGGUUGUACUAAUAAAGGAAGAUGAACUUCAACAUCCACCAAUUUUACACAACUUUUUGGCGAUUGCUUUGGCGAAAGUAUUGCGUACUGCUAUUCAAAAAGUUUACUUAUUGAUAAACUCAGACAAAAUAAUUGGGUUUAAGUCUUUGUCUGAACUGCAGCCCCCGGAGUUUAUUGCGGGGGCGCUGGCUGCAAUAGUCACCGCAUUGAACUCUCAGUCCUCUUCCAAAGAGUUUCAACAUGAGAUAAUGGUAGUUCAGAGUGAAGGUCCCCGGGGGUACGAGAUACAUAAUAUCACGGUGGUUGAUCUUUUGGUGGAAUACAUGAAAUCAACAUUAGGAUAUUCAGAAGAAUAUGUUACCUCCGCUUACCGCCGUUGGAAAUCGAAUUCUGCUUCACAAUUUCAGAGCGGACUCUACUUGUAG